AGAAGCUCAAGUUUGUAAUAGCUCAACGCACGAGAUUACUUAUUAUUUAAAUGUCGAGAAUGCGAAAAAAGUAGCAUUGUGCAUCACACUAGGUUUCAUUCUCUAUCAUGGCGUGAUUCAUGCGAAAUAUGGUAACAAUUCUUGUAAAUGGAUAUUGAGUGAUGGACGAUUCCCAGGGUACAACAUGUGGCAGCCAUAUGGCUGCAUGAUGCAUAAAUACACCAAAAGUGAUGCCAGAAUGUGUAUGCAGUACAUUUCGUACUGGGGAGGCCACAACCAUAUCGCCUUCGUAGGAGAUUCACGAAUCCGACAGCUGUAUUACGAGUUGGUCUCCUUAUUGACCACAGGUGAUCAGAGUGAGGCGGGCAAGCGGGAGAAAGCCCACACAGACAUGGUGUUCCAUGAUGAAUUCAUCAACGUCAAAGUGGAAUUCCUCUGGCACCCAAUGGUUAACCUGUCCAUGUUUCAUGUGUACAAAAGCUGGUCCCAGGCCCAGUCACGAUCCAGACCUAACUUCAUCGUAACAGGAAGUGCCACGUGGUGUAUCAAAACAUUUAAUGGCAGUGAGGCUGCCAAAAAGAGUUUCUAUGCCAACCUAACAACGAUCAUUCCACAAAUGAGCAAACUCAAGAGCUCCACAAAAAUCCUGUGGAUGCUUCAAGAUCCAGUGUAUGAGGAAAACUUGCACCCCAACAGGUCCAUGAUCACUAAUGAUCAGGUAGACGAUUACAACAAGAUGGCCAUCAGCGUUCUCUCAAACAGUCCUGUGGAAAUCUGGACGUCCUCCCGACUUGUGGGUCAAGGUUUACAGAAGGAGUUUGCUGAUGGCCUUCAUGCUUCGAAGUCUGUUCUAGAACAUGACAUCCAGAUGUUGAUGAACGUGUACUGUAACAAUCACAUGAACUACAACGAUGGCACAUGUUGUAGUGAGCCAGAGCCCGCCACAACCCUCCAGAUCAUCACCGCUGCCACAUUCCUAGUCUUUACCAUUUGUGCAAUAGUGAUGAUCAUUUACCGACGAAAAACAAGGCGCAAUGGUAUUAAAACCAGGGCAGAGAACGGGCUGCGUAACGCUCAGUCUGAGGCUCAGCAGGAGAAGGCUCAGGGUGUGUAUGAAGUUCUGACCUCCGUGUCAAAACUAGGGGUCAUCAUGGGCUAUUUUUACCUCUGUGACAGGACGAACUUUUUCAUGAAGGAGAACAAGUACUAUACCCACGUGAACUUCUUCCUCCCUUUGGCCUACGUGAUGGUCCUGGGCUUUUUCUUCACAGAGAGCUCAGAGCAUACGACAGUUCUUCACCGUGAUCAAACUGAUGAAUGGAAAGGUUGGAUGCAACUUGUCAUUUUGAUCUACCACCUGACUGGGGCUAGUAAGGUGUUGCCCAUUUACAUGCACAUCCGUGUGUUUGUGUCAAGUUACCUGUUCUUAACGGGCUAUGGGCAUUUCACUUACUUCUGGAACAAAGGAGAAUAUGGGAUGUUCCGUCUGUGUCAGCAUGGGUGUCGUCACUGCCCUCUGUACUGGCAUAUGAGAAAGAAUGGUCUGCGUCGUCUGUUAGAAGUGUUGUUUCGCCUGAACAUGUUGGUGGUGCUGCUGUGUUUCGUGAUGAAUCGGCCGUACCAGUUCUACUACUUCGUCCCCCUGGUGUCAUUCUGGUUUAUUGCUGUAUACGUGACCAUGGGGCUGUGGCCACAAGUAAACUUCAGCACAGCAGAAAGCAAUGUGCUGCAUUAUUUUUAUUUAAUUCUCAAGCUGGUCCUCCUGACAGUUGUUGUCACUCUUCUGUUUCUGUCGGAGGUGUUUUUUGAAAAAGUGUUUCUGAUGAGACCUUUGAAGGCAUUGUUUGUCACAAGUGAUGAUUCAAUCCACGAAUGGAGGUUUAGGUGGCAGGUUGAUCGAUAUAGUGUGAUAUUUGGGAUGGUGUUUGGCUUGGGGUACCAGCUUUUGGUCAAGCAUCGGCUCAUGGACGACACAAAAUCAGGCAACCUGUUCACCAAAAGUCUUUCGGUGGUCUUGCUGGUCUUGUCCCUGCUAGCCCUGGGGAGCUACUCAGCAUUCGCCUUCCUGUGUCGUAACAAACCUGAGUGCAACAACACUCAUCCUUAUAUAGUCUUUGUGCCAAUUGUCUCUUUCAUCUUGUUGAGGAAUAUCCCCGGCAGCCUGAGAACAAGAUAUAGCUCAUUUUUUGCCUGGUUUGGGAAAAUCUCGUUAGAGCUGUUCAUCACCCAGUAUCACAUCUGGCUUGCGGCCGACACCCACGGUCUGGUUCUCGUGCCCGGGUACCCUGUCCUUAAUGUGAUCAUUACAUCAUUUAUAUUCAUUUGUAUCAGCCAUGAGAUCUCCAAGCUCACCGGCAAACUUUCCAAAUAUGCCAUUCCCAGUGACUGCAAGUCCCUCGUCAGGAACUUCAUCUGUUUUAUGAUCAUUUUAUUACCCAUUGGCAUUUCCAAUGGUAUGUUCAGUCUCUGAAGGAGGGGACGUUAAGGAGAACCAAAUCAUGUGGAUAUUUACUGUGAUAUUUGCGUUUUCCUUACGGCACAUGGGCAUCGCUCUCUACCAUCACUUAGCCUCACAGCCAUAAGUUCAGAAUUUGGCACGGAGAUCUUAAUGAACACUAAGGUCAGUGGGGCAAUGGUGCUGAAUCUGGAAAUAAAGUCAGAGUAAAAUUCUGUCUCUCAACCAUUGUUUCUGUUCAGACUUGAUACUGAUGUGUGCAUUUUUAUGUACAAGGAGAUUCCAACGGACAGGUAAGCCAUUUUUUGGAUGAAUGCUGUAGGUUUGUGAGAGAACAUCAAUGACUUAUUAAAAGAAACCCACAAUUGUCAAACAAAGUCCAAAGAUCAAACUCGCCAAAUGGUGGCUGUCUUGCAAAAUGUUAUGUAUGUUAAAGAAACAUAUUGCUGAUGGCAAAGAAAUUGUGCUGCUAAUUCAGUUGCCAUCUUUAGGAGGUUGAGAUGUCCAGAUGUCAACUGAUAUUUAUGUUAUUUAUGAACGAAAGAUGUCCAGUGAGCUUCAAAUGUCAUACACGUUAUACGUGGUAGUGUUGUAAUUGUGUAACCUUCCAUGUAGAUGUGACUUCAGUUUUGUCGUACCCGUGACUAAUGUAAUAAUAUAUUAAUGUCAGUAUGUUCUAUUAGCCCCAGGUGGUACAGAUGGUUGGAAGUUGCGAAUACUUUUGAGUACUUUGUAAUACAUUAUCCUUAUAAAGGAAGGUCGUAUUUGGUUUACUGGACUUAUCGCUUUCAAUCUGACAUGCAUGAUCCAGGAGUCAACGUUGCAUGGAGGGAAUUUUUGUGCUGCCUCAUUUGCAUGUUAUCUCGGGCGGACAGUUAAGACGAGUGAGAGAUUUCCCCUGAGGAUUCUUUUAAUUGAGAUUUUUUGGAAAAUGCAGGCCCAGGGCGUUUAGUUAGGGGUCAAAUGAAAUUCAUUUUUGUAUUUAACUUUAUAGUGAAACUUUAUGCCGUUAAAUGCUGUACUAAGUUCUUAGUACAAACCUGACAGGAUUUAUAACCAUGGCAACUUGAUGUCUAUAAUUUUUGCACUGUAUAAGUUAUCUCCCUUGACGUGAAAAUGAAUUUACAAUGAUGUACACGUUAGAUCAAAUAAGUACGUUUAAGAUAAUAUAAGAAAACUGUAAAUGACUUUAUGGUUUAUUGUGUUGAUCAUGGACAGUGAUUACUGUCAGUCUCCUGUCGACGAAUGCGGUGCGUUCAGCAUUCAAUAUACCCUAUUCCAUCUAAUUUUUGGGAUCCCUCGUCUGUUCUUUUUAGCCAGUAUACAUGUAAUUGUAGCAGGAAUAUUGGUUUUCUUUUUUCUCACAUGGUUUGACCAUCUAAUGGAUAACAUACUCACAUCUUUAACUUUCCAAAAGGCUGGUAAAGAAAUUUAAUAUUCAGCUUUUAGCACUAGUAAUAUCUGUCCCAAAAAUUAGAAGAAUGAGGGUAACAUUGAUGUUCCUUUUAUGUGACAUCUGUGGAGUAUUUGACCGUCGUGAACAAGGUUAAGCCAUUGUAACCGCCUGCCAAGCUGGGUUCUGUCAGUAACUGUAGACAGCGUUUGGGGUUAGAUAAUAACAUUGUAUGAUCCACUAGUCCUGACUCACCAUUGUUUACAAGGACCUGUACGUAGUGGAUCGCAGUAUUUCCAGUGAUGUUACAUUCUAACGUUUAACAAUAUGUAAACAGUAUGCAUGUAUGUACAGGCUAUUUUUUAAAAAUGUUUUCACGUUAGUUUUUUUAUUAUUAUGAUCAUAACUCAUUGGCAUGCAGUUAUGAUGCUGUGCUACUAAAAAUCACCGUAUUAGGUAAUGGUGGUAUAACUGAGAAAGCAGAGCUGUCCAUGUACAUGAUUCUAAUCAGUCAGGUGUGUUACUUUGAUCAUCAUGUAACUUUGAUACUUUAUCUUUUGAAAAGUUUAUUGUUUCAAGCAAAGAUUAUAAGGAACAGGGUUAUCCCCACUGACAGUACAUGUAUAUAUACGAACCAGCAUUAGAGAUUUGUGACCGUACACUGUAAAAAAGAAAAAAAAAAGCACCAGUACCGCAUACAGCUAGCAAUGUGUAAUGCAUAAAUCACUACUUCACCUAAUAAUACUGUAAAAGUAGUAAGUUUUGUCCUGAAAUGCUCGAUCGUCUCGCUUUUGGUGACACAUUCUUCUCUAUAAUGGUAGAAAUGAACAUCAGUCCCGAAACAGUCGAAAACAGGGUUAUUUAUUCCACAUGCUUUACAGAUAUGUAUGCAAUAGCCUCAGGUCCACCGCGUUGACUAUAGAACUGGCGCUAGGCACCUAUAGCAGGAACCGUAUUCCUUAACCUGAAAGAAGAUAAAUUUUAGGUAAAAUACAGUAAUUAAUUUACUUACUCCCCUAGUCCAAGUCCUAUUAAAGGUCCUAGUCCAAAUUGUUUACACGUUUUAGUGUAAUAUAACCUUAAUAAAUGAAUAUCAUUUUAUCUGUUGUAGUAUAUUAUCUCACAGCAGUAUGGUUUUUAAAGCUGGAUAGUAAGAAAUUUUGUUAUAAAAAUGUACAUGUAGUCUAUUUGGUAAGAUUCUGGUGUAGGAUGUGUUACUGUAUGGAGUUUGUUGUAACCGCGUGUUGCUGCACCUAUUGUAAAACAAAUGACACUCCACACCCAUUCCCCAGCAUGCCUAUGGUUUUUGAAUAAUUAUGACGUCACCCGCGGCAAUGAGAUUUUUGUGUCGAAAUGGGGCUUACAGAAUUCAACAUCAUGAAUUAGAAAAAGUGUUAGAAUUUGAUUUUCUUUGCAAGAAUAUGAACUUCGUUCGUUCCCCCCACCCCCAACACAAAGACUAAGGUUAUGUUGUUUUUUGUCUUUCUUUUAAGUUAUAAGCAUGACCUUCAGACACAUAAAAAACUGCUCCACCAGUCAGAAACAUUUACACGCGAAAGACAAACAUACGUUUUUGUUUGAUUUUCUGUAUUUUUCGAAUGCGUUUCCAGUUUAUUUGAUAAUCAAUACUUUUGGUACUGGACUGGAGUUUAUACAUUUGUUUUGCUCGAUUUUUUGUAUUUGAAUACUUGCUGUCAUUGAUACUCAUUAGUCUACAGAAUAGAAGUCCAGCAAAUUUACAGGGCCCUCUUCUAUAAAGCAUUUAUGGCCUAACCCUAUCGUAACUACAAUGCCAACCCAUGUUAAGACCUUUUACACUGUCGUGGGGGUUAAGGUCAACUUAGCCUACAAUAGUUUUAAAGGCAAAGAAAACACUGAAAUGGAGUAUAUAUCAGAUGACAAACCAUUAAGCACUGUCCCGUAAAAUAGUUUGAUUUAUGUUUUUAGCAUUUUUCCAACCGAGUAAAAUGGAUUAACACACAAGAUUCUGCAGUGGUCUGUAGUGAAUGAAAGGGUAUCAGUGACGUCACAUCCUUAUUUUUGCUAGAAGUUGGUCGCUGCGGGGCUUAUUCAGAAAGGGUAUUCAUAGAUCUAUGUGCAUAUUAUUUAGAAUGAUGAAAUCUUGCAGUAGACGGUAGACCCAGGGUCAAUCCUGAGUCGAGUCACACCGAAGACGUUAAAAGAGGAAGUUGCAGCUUCCUCGCUUGGCGUUCAGCAUAAAGGGGAUAGUGCAACGACUGGUUGACCCGUAUCAGUGUAAUGGCUCGGGGCGGGCGACUUACUUGCCUUCGGUAAGUCGUCCAAGUGAAGCAGCACUUGAUAAAAGAGCGGUGGAAAUCCGUCCUGCAACAAGGAGGCACAUUACAUACAUCCUAAGGAUUCCUUCGUCGUCAUAUGACUGCAAAACUUGUUAAAUACGACGUUAAACUCAAGUACUCUCUCACUCUAGCAGCCGGUGUUUGUUAACCUGACGUGACAUCAAAUACUCCCUAUAUGGUCAGAAAAGACCACCAUAAAAGUCAAGGUUUCAAAUUACUGGGUUGAAAAAUUUCUCAAAAGAUAAACCCAACAAUUUUUGUGGACAUUGUUUAAUGUUCUUUCAUCUGACCUGCAUUUCACGCCAGUGCGGUUUUUUUUUUUUUUGCAUUGAAAGCCAUUGCCUACGACUGCAUAACUACUGGACAACGUGCCUUAGUUAAAUUUGAAUACCACGUCGCAAAAAUAUCGCAGCUAAGCUAGUAAAAUCAACUUAAUAGCGUACAGUAUCUUUAAAGAGCAUUCCCUAAGAACAUGAAUAUAUAAAAGACUUUCAGGACUAAAUAUUGAUGAAGAUUGAAUGACCAAUUGGAUCAGGAGGACAUGGCAAAAU
Messenger RNA from Liolophura sinensis, 6717 nucleotides. RefSeq names its product N-acetylneuraminate 9-O-acetyltransferase-like. Lineage: Eukaryota; Metazoa; Mollusca; Polyplacophora; Chitonida; Chitonidae. The record is from RefSeq and is a predicted model, not a curated record.